CGCAUCCGCGGUAACAUGGUUUCCAGUUCCAACAAGAUGACGCCAUGGCUGAUGGCAUUCUUCUGUCUGGCAACCGCGAGCUGUUCGAACGUCACGGACCAGCAAACAUCGGAAACACAACAUGAUCAAGUGGCGAUCUUGAAGCAAAUCAGAAAGGUGAACGAAGACGGCUCUUACACGUAUGGUUACGAAGCUGGUGAUGGCUCAUUCAAGGUCGAGAGUCGUGAUGUUUUGGGCAACAUUAAAGGCACGUUCGGUUUUGUCGACGCUAACGGCGAGAUAAAGAGGGUUUCGUACUCCUCUUCGAACGGGACGGGUUUUAAAGCAACCACCAUGUCACCAUUGCAGGAACACGUAUCAGUCGUACAAAGUAUGCCGCGCAUUAACCGUACGUUAACUACGAAAAGACCGACCAUCGUGUACGCCACGACGACGGAAUCGUCGACCAGACCGUCAGUGGUACAGUCAAUUCCUCGAACAAGGAAGACAACUACGAGUACCACCACGACGACCACAAGCACUACCACUACAGAGGCACCGAAGACGAUAUUCGGACACUACUUAAAGGGCACGGCGAAGAAUAGGCCGCGUUUAGUCAUCAAUGGCCAGCAGAGACCGAUCGUCAUAGAGGAAGACAUCGAAGACGAAGAUUCGCAAAUUAAUCGACCCAGUACGGAUGACAAGAGUGGUGCUUAUCGAAAGAUCAUCUUUGCCAAGCGACCGAUUGAACACAGUCUCCCGCCGAUCUCUGAGGAUUUCGUAGAGAAGGAAGACGAGGUCAAAAUCACGACGGGGAACAACUUGAGGAGGCAAUUGCACGACGAGACAACCAAGUCGAAUUCUGAUGAUAACGACGAACAUUCCGACGUUUACGGCGGUUCAUUGUCCACGACGCGUCCUUUGUUCACCACGACAUCUCCAUCGCGAAUUCUCCAGAGGGUUUCCACUACUCCGCGCACAGAACGACCGAAAUUCUAUGUCAAUCGUCAAGAAAAUCUAGGAGCGGGUGGUCGAUUCGAUAGUCCGAAGUACGAAGAUUCUCGGGUCUACGAGACUGAGACGAAACCCACCCAGGAGGAGCGUACGUCGACUCAGCAGACCCUACUUCACGGUUCUACAACUAGGGUACCAGCAGAUAUUCGGAACUAUGUCAGACAGAGCACCGAGCCUGUCUUCAUGAGACAGCAGCCCGAGCAGUAUCUGCGAGAAUUGCCGCCCAGGAUACUCGUUCCGUCCCAACCGGGCAAUCUCGAGGAAGAGGGAGGCGUCUACAGAGCAAUACCGAUCAGUAGAAUCCUGUUAAGGCCUCCGUCGAAUCAUCAGCCGGUCUACUCGAGCACGACAGAUGCCAACGUUCAUUACCUGACGGAGACUCCCGUACCCGAUCCCGAAGAUGAGGCGCGGAUCGCAAUAAACAUGAACUAUAUGCGUCCACGUCCUGUACGACCGCUGAUGUAUUCGGACGCCGACCAAAGAGCACGGCCGAUCCUGCGACCAAUUCCAAAUGCAGUAGUUCAUCCUGACGACAGGGACUAUCAGGCAACCACGCCCGAGACUGUAUAUCCUUACCGGACUGGCGCACUGCCGCUGCCUCCAGAGCCACCGAAUCCGAUCGCACCGCCUCUGAGUCGACGAGACUUCCAAACGUUGCUAAGGAGGCUACUGGUGAGCCAAUAUGGCAUACAAGCCCUAUCAUACCCAAAGAGCUUCCUCGAAGAUGCUUUAUAUGAUCAGCAGCCAUAUCCUUCGUAUCCAGCGGGCUUUCAGGCGCCGCUUCCGAGACCCGAACUCGCGUUCGAUCAACAAGCGCAAUACGGUGAGCGAGUGUCCCUGAGACGUCCGGUGUACCCUCGGGCUCUAAGCCCGCUCUAUCAACCCCAGUAUGACGAGUACCACGACAGAUAUCCCAAAAGAGUGUAUAGGCAGAAAUUUUACACACAUGACGUAGACGAAAAUGACGAGAUCUUACCAGCGCCUAUUAGGGAAGCUUUGCUGCUGCGAAUGGUAAAUCUAGCGAUCAACACCGAACGAUCAACGACCGUUCCGAUGACCACCACGACACCAGCAUCGAGAUACAGAAAGGCAGGCCCAGUCAGAAGCGUGCAGAUCAUUACGGACGAUGAGGAGGAAAAGGACACGAGGAAAAAGAUGUAACGAGUGGGUUAGAAGUAGUUAGGAAUUACGAAAAAGUAUUACUUAUUGCAAGUACAUAAAACGAGUUAAAUUAUUGUAGAAUUUUAACUUAAUUGUUACGACUUUUUUUACAAGAUGAAAGAACCUUGACAAAAGUUAACGAAUUUGCUUCCAACAAACGAUUCUUAAAUAUGUAAUUUUUACCAUCACUAAUUAUCCUGGAACGGUAUCAAAUUCUCACGGUAGUAUAUUUAAGCAUGACGAAGGGGCUUACGUCAACGGUAAUCUUUUUUUUGUAGUGGACGAACGGAUAUGUCCAUCAGCAUGUAAGGAUCAAUGUCUUACACGCAACGGACGCAUUCGUGUCGUUAAUGAAUCGAAUCGUUUCGCGAAAGGGAAAUCGUUGCUGCGCAGCCCGACCGAUUUUCUGCACGAUAGCUUGCCAACAUUUGUUGACGCAUAUUUACGUACUUUAGAAUAGGUGCAUCAGUGUACAACCAACUAAGUAAUAGUCGGAUAAUUAAAUUUCUUUUCUAAGUAAAGAUAUUUUAUUUUCUCAUACAUUUAUCUUACAGGUAUCGCAUAACAUUUUUCUCACGCUGCUGAGAUUUGCAUAUAAAUUAUGUCGUUUAAAAUUAAUAACGAGGAAAGAAUGUUGAAAUAACAAAAUCACCAGUAAAUAACAUUCCAAUAGAUGACAAAUUUAAUUUAUAAUUGCAUAAUGGUUAUAUAUUACGAUAACUAGUGUAAUUAUUAUCCGCGACUUUGAAAAAUAUGGUAUUCUUAUUCCUUAUGUCUAUUUUUACCAAUCUCUUAGAAACCGAGCAAAUACAUUGAGCAUUUAUUAUCAACAGUCAAUCACUGAUGCAUCUAUCUUAAACGAGUAUUCAAAAGAAAUCUCUUUUAUGAGAGGUACUCUGUUAAAACGCACCGGACAAUACCAGCGAAAGUUCUAGAUCCUAAGGCAUCUUUAACAUGCUCCCUGCUUACGACUGUAAAUACGAUGUUACGUAAGAGAUUAGU
This is a messenger RNA of Trachymyrmex cornetzi, 3156 nucleotides long. RefSeq lists its product as uncharacterized. Lineage: Eukaryota; Metazoa; Arthropoda; Insecta; Hymenoptera; Formicidae. The coding region runs from base 16 to 2154 and encodes 712 amino acids. The transcript has 3 exons. Gene Ontology annotation, molecular function: structural constituent of chitin-based larval cuticle. Gene Ontology annotation, cellular component: chitin-based extracellular matrix. The record is from RefSeq and is a predicted model, not a curated record.